AUGGAAACCAACAGGACUUUAAGGCCUUUACCAAUCAAUUAUGGGUCAAAGGUCGGUGAAUCACUAGUGAAUAGCAUUGAUGGCAGGCCUGAUGCAUGCCUUGGUGGGAGUACUUCGGCAGAGGGUAUAAAUUCAGCUAUGAUUGUUGAGGAUGUAUCUACUAAAACACAAGCACGAGUUGUUAAGGUCCUCGCUGAUUUGACUAGGUUCGAUAGAGAAGAAGUUACUGAGUCAGUGACCGAGCAAAGCAGGUUUAGUGGCAGUAGUGAUGGCAAAGGUAGUUCCGGUGCCGCUGGAAAUGGAGGCAAUGGACAAGCCAGGCCCAGAUGGAGAGAGAAAUUAGUUGCAAGGGAUGUGCCGAGGGUGAAUUCACAAGGAGCAGGUAUGCAGUCUUUAACCUCUUCUGAUCAUUUGGGCAAUCCCAAGCCUAAUACUGGGGGUGGGUCAAAUGGUCUGAACAAGAAUAGAUCUUGGGUUAAUAUGGUUCAAAAUGAUCCGAGAUCCCUAGUAGAACUGUAG
Molecule: messenger RNA, 519 nt
Organism: Ilex paraguariensis (yerba mate)
Lineage: Eukaryota; Viridiplantae; Streptophyta; Magnoliopsida; Aquifoliales; Aquifoliaceae
Source: the annotation of a GenBank genome assembly